UGAAAUUGAUUUCGUCGGUUUUGAAACUGUAAACAAUGUCUCGUUCUGGAAAUUUCACCACUCACACAUACUACCUCAGCAAGGCGUCGCGACGCAGCACCCGAGUAUAUCCACCGUCACGAACCCGAACUUUGACAGUUGCUACUGAGUGCGUGCAGGUUGCGUGUGUUCUUGUUUGGUGGUGCUGUUGAAAAACGCAAAAUAAAUUUCCUUUUUCGUCGAGAAAAUUGGAAAACUGGUGAAAAUGUCGCGAUCGCGGUCCACUUUUCUCGAGGCGGAUUCGUCGCUGAUAGAUAGGAACUUGCGGUUUGUGCGGGAUGAGACUGAGGAGCAGUUCAAUAGCAUGUUUGGGCCGAUUGUGGAACAGGCGCAGGACAUCAGCAGCGGACGAUCCAAAGUGGUGAAACCUCUACCAGGGUUCUGUAUCAAGGCAUUCCGGAAGGACACGCGCGAAAAGUUUUUCAUUAACGUGUGUCAAACCGAUGGUAUUCCGGCACCGGAGGACAUUACCGAGGACCAACUGAUGGCCAUUCUGAACGAUGGCAGCCCCAGUUCAUUUAAAAUUCCCAUGAGCAUCACCCAGCCGCGAUUUAUGAAAGACCACGUGGAUAAACAGUGCCAAGUGUGUGACAUUGCAGUAAAUUCGAAGUUUUUCAAGAAAAUUGAGUCCGGUGGGUUGAUGCGAGAUUUUCUGAUUACGAUCGUGUUGGAGGGAAUCGAUUCGAAGUAUAAUAUCGUCCUCGACGAGACCGAUUGGCGCUUGCUGAAGAACAAAAAGUUCGUUGACAAACUGACUGCCCACAACAUCCAAAACCGAGACGUAAAAACGGUCCUGGAAAGCUACAAGCAUCCAACGGAAAGCGAUCUGCAUAAGAUAAAGGAACUGGAAACGCCAUCGCUGCUGGGUAGCGAAAAGCCGAAAAAGAAGCUAAUUGAAGAGAUUGAUCCGGUCACAAUCAAAACGAUGAAAGACGUCAGAAAUAAGCUCUCCGGCAAGGAUGAGUACGUGCCGGAUCCCACGAAGGUGGCUAUUUCACAAGCUGCUUCCAAGAAACCGGACUGUCGACUGUUCCGUCAGCCAGCGAGUGGUCGGGUGAAGACACUGAUUGGGGAGUUCUACUUGCCAGAAUGCACUUCGGUCAAAGAAAUCACCUUGGAUAUUGGAGAGGACAGAAUCCUUCUGGAAGCCAGGAAGAAAGGUUACCUGCUGGACGCAUUUGUAGACUACCAGAUUGAUGGAGGUCGUGUAAGCGCCCAAUUCAAUACCGAAACAAAGAUGCUCAACGUAAUUAUGCCAGUUGUCAACCAGCGUGCUUGAAUCAGCCAGAAGGAUUUAUCUGACAUUUUCCUAAAUCAAUAUGGUAAGGUAAGAAAUAAUCAUUAAGUUUCCUUAUUGUAAAACGAACAA
Messenger RNA from Aedes albopictus (Asian tiger mosquito), 1408 nucleotides. It is a transcript of the gene Pih1D1, whose product is annotated as PIH1 domain-containing protein 1. Bases 245 to 1318 code for a protein of 357 amino acids. The record is from RefSeq and is a predicted model, not a curated record. Gene Ontology annotation, cellular component: R2TP complex; cytoplasm; ribonucleoprotein complex. The transcript is spliced from 5 exons. Gene Ontology annotation, biological process: box C/D snoRNP assembly; rRNA processing. Lineage: Eukaryota; Metazoa; Arthropoda; Insecta; Diptera; Culicidae.